UGUUAUCGAUUCCUCAAUAUUCUCACACAGUGUUUCUCUCAUUGGCCAUCCAGGGAAAGGCCCUGAGAGAAGCAAAGGAGCGUAUUGCUCUUCAAGAAGACGUCUUAAGUCAGAAAGAUCGAACAAUUAAGAAUUUGCAUAAAAAGAUUCAAGAGCUGGAAUCUACCGAAGUAGGUAUGCUUCGGCGCUACCUUUUGACACUAAAGCACGUAGUAGUUGAAUUUGAGGCUACAAAAACUAUAUGACCUAAUUGCAGUAUCGGUGAAUGAAGGUUCUGCAGCUUGCACUGUAGCUGUAAUACACGGUAUUGAAGGAGAGAAGCAGACGAGGUCUUCGCCGCUAGAAGCUCCUCGCUGUGCUGUCCAGCAGCACCAACGCUUUCAGGAAGCAUCGGACAUGCCAAGGAACGGAUCGUUUCGGCAUCCAGGCGUUGGCAAAUCUGUUUCACCUAAAGCAGCUAGCGAGGUAGCGGCACUGCGACGCGAGCUGGAGAAGUCUGAGCUAACUCGGGAGUUACUACAGAAAACGUGCCGUGAGUCCGUGGAGAAAACUGUCUUGCUUACUCUACAGCAUCAGCAAGCCCUGCAGCAGAUGCACGUAUCCCUGCCGAGCCCUCGCAGUUACCCAGAGUACCAACCAGCCAUGUCACGACGGGCUGACCAUAGAAUUGGUGUAGAAAGAAUGAAUUGGCUCACCCAACAAAGCUCGUUGGAGAUGGCAAAUCGUAACCUGGAGGCAAGAUUAAAGGUAAAAUCUCAAGAGAUAGAAGCAGCGCAUAAUAUCUGCCAAAAAUCUCCACGCAUGAGUCAGGUGCUGCCUAUGGGCACCACGUGUUAAAAUCCUUAGAUUCAUGCUGGAAGCUCAGUCGGAUAGUGUUGACAUAUUAGAAUAAGUUUGACUUGUUGGUAAAUGAGGAUAAUUAUUGCAAUCCGAAAAGGCCACUUCUCCUCACAAAAUCUCAUCGGAAAGAAUAAUGUCACACAAGAAUGAGCGAAGAUCUGGUUCCAUGGGAAAAUAGGAAACCUGGGUUGCUCUUCAGAGAAUCUCUUGUAUCUUCGGUGAGAAGCAUUAUAAGUGAUGUUUGCAGAUUCUAAACCUGAAAAGUAAGGUGACAGAAAUGGAGGCACUUCAGGAACAGAAAGAGAGGGAGUGGCAGCAGAUGCUUGAAGAAACUAAGAAGGCAAGCAGCAUGGAACAGGAAUGCGCAGAGUAAAGAUGGCGAGAAGCACUGGAUGCCAAGAGUAUGGAGAUUGAGAAACUACGACUUG
Physcomitrium patens is the source of this 1268-nucleotide messenger RNA. Lineage: Eukaryota; Viridiplantae; Streptophyta; Bryopsida; Funariales; Funariaceae. The record is from RefSeq and is a predicted model, not a curated record.